CCAGCAUUCAGCUCCCUUGGCUCUCCCACCUCUCUUUGUUCUCCUAGCUCACCUGUACCCAAACCUCAGAUCACAAACUUAGCUAGAAUAGCUAGCUAGAGCAAAGCCAGCCAAGCACAGGACAGUGCAGGAGAAGCAAGAACCAAAUGGGCAACAUGCUGCCAUGCUUGGUCCAAGGCAGGACGACCCUCCCGGCCGCCAUGAACCCCAAGCAGAGGUUCUACUCCCUCAAGCUUCUUGUCAAGGCCCUCCACAAGAUGAAGAAGAAGAUGAUGAAGCCCUGCAGCAGCAGCAGCAGCAAGGGCGACAAGAUCGGCGGUAGCAAAUCGUCGUCGCCGGCGCCGACGACGACGUCGGGAGCAGCUUCAGCCACGGCGGCUGCAGGAGGAGGUGCGGCGGCGGCGGGGAUGGGGAGCAAGCCACCCAGGGUGAGCCCGAGAAGGGCGGCACAAGGUGGGCACAGGAAGGGCGUGGUGCGGGUGAAGGUGGUCCUGACCAAGGAGGAAGCGGCGCGGCUGCUGUCGCUGACCGUCGGCGCCGGAGCCGGAGCCGGCCGGAAGACCGCCGCGCAGAUCGUGGCGGAGAUCAAGAGGAUGGAGGCGCGCCGUGCCUUCGCGUCGACGGCCGCGGCGUGGCGCCCGGCGCUCGAGAGCAUCCCCGAGGAGCACCACCACUCGCCGCCGCGCCGUGGCCUCGACGUGCAGGCGGCGGCGGCGUAGGCACGUACCUAGGAUGGAUGGAUGGAUGGAUCGUGGUAGAGAUGGACAGCCAGAGAGCGAGCGAGCGAGGGUUAAUUUGGGUUGAGAGGCGAGCUAAAGCUGGCGACAACGGCGGCCAUGUAUGCUCCCCCUCCCAUGAACGAGCUCCGGCCGGCGGCGCCGCCGCCGUGCAUGCCAUACAGCUUCCCCUUUUUUGAAGCUUACCUCGACCGCCCUCUCUGGCCAUCUCACGUGUAAAAUUAGUCGCAGAAUGAAAGGGAAAUGGAAUGCAAAACUUAUCGUCUUAUCCUUGAUCGUCAAUCUUUCGAUCGAUCGGCUAGAUGAGUAAAAUGACCAGGCAAAAGAAAAACAAAAAAGGGUGUUUCGCCUGGAUGCAUGUUCGACGUUUCAAUGCAACUGGUCUGUCUCUGUUAAUUAAUGCAAUACAUGAAUUUGAAAA
Oryza brachyantha (malo sina) is the source of this 1158-nucleotide messenger RNA. RefSeq lists its product as uncharacterized. The transcript has a single exon. The record is from RefSeq and is a predicted model, not a curated record. Bases 147 to 719 code for a protein of 190 amino acids. NCBI's taxonomy places the organism in Eukaryota, Viridiplantae, Streptophyta, Magnoliopsida, Poales, Poaceae.